Ogataea philodendri is the source of this 1008-nucleotide messenger RNA. RefSeq lists its product as uncharacterized. Lineage: Eukaryota; Fungi; Ascomycota; Pichiomycetes; Pichiales; Pichiaceae. The record is from RefSeq and is a predicted model, not a curated record. The transcript has 2 exons. The coding region runs from base 1 to 1008 and encodes 335 amino acids.
AUGUACGCCAUUGACGGAGUGUAUUGGUACGACUCGAAGUCGAGCGGCGCCUCCGGCGCCUUAGUGGCCAUGAGGUCGUCGAUCUCGUCAAACAGCUGGAACGAGGUGGCCGAAGAAGGCACUGUGGACAUCACAUUAGGCGACAUUUCGUCCAUCACCGCGAGGUUGAAGUCUUGUUUAAAUAAUUGGUCUGGCUCCACAGGAACAACUGGGGCCGAGAGUGGGGUGACAAUAUGUUCUGGCUCCUUUUCGGGCUCGGAGCUGCUGAUAGUGGACCGUUCGUCCUUGUCGUCGUCAGAGUGUCUGACCUCGUCCUCCUCGUUGGCAAGAGUAGGGUUGGCAAUGCGCGUGUUGAUAAUGAUGGAGUCUCUUCUCUUGUGCAGAUCAGGAUGCUUGGCCUCCUGUCUGCUGAUGUACUCCCAGCACUUGUCACCGUACGCCUUAGGGGUUUGGCCGGUCACGCUCUUGAACACUCUGUGGAAGUGCCAUGGACUCAGGUUCGACUUGGACGCCAACUCCUUGAAUCCCAGCACUCCGCCUCUCCGCCUCUUCUUGCGGCUUGGACGGGCAACGCUGCCUCGUCUGCUCUCAGGCGGCGAGGGCGAUCUGGAAACAGCUUCCUCUCCCAUGGAAACCCCACAGCUUGCAGAGAGAGCAGCUAGUGCGAUGUGGCGGCAUGCCAGGUCGAUCAGUUUCAGGUGGUCAAACUUGUUGCGAGUCAACGGCACCUCCUCCGAGUCGUCCACAGGACCCCCGGAGAGCCGUUUUUUCAGCCCGCUGUUGUUGCUCUUCCAUAGAGUCUCCUUCAGAGCGCUGUUCUUGUCAUCCUCCUCGUCCAUCAGCGGCUUGAUGAACCCAAUAGACUCGUUCACGUGCUCAACCGUCUUGACAAGGAGGUCCAAAUUGAUUGACACAAAAUUGUCUGAUAAUCCUUCAGGAUGGGACUCUCUGUCUGGAAGACAGUGCUUGCAAGGACGGAAGCCAUUGGCCACCGCCUCGCUUAGUUGA